Messenger RNA from Polychytrium aggregatum, 4356 nucleotides. RefSeq names its product CobB/CobQ-like glutamine amidotransferase domain-containing protein. Gene Ontology annotation, molecular function: phosphoribosylformylglycinamidine synthase activity. The transcript has 2 exons. The coding region runs from base 106 to 4200 and encodes 1364 amino acids. NCBI's taxonomy places the organism in Eukaryota, Fungi, Chytridiomycota, Chytridiomycetes, Polychytriales. Gene Ontology annotation, biological process: 'de novo' IMP biosynthetic process. The record is from RefSeq and is a predicted model, not a curated record.
GUGUCCUUCCCGCAUCGCCGUCUGUGCCUGCACUGCCUGGCCCCGCCCGAUCUCGCCCUCGCCGAACGCCCUUCGUCCCUGCCUCCAGUCCAUCCGUUCUCCAAGAUGCUUCUGUUGCCCGGCUCCUCGGCCCUCUCCGACUUCCGCAAGGAUCGUCUGCUCAAGUCUCUCAAAUCGGCCCUGCCCGCUGCCGCCGAUGUUCGCGCCUUCUUUGUCCAUCUGGUCCUUCCCUCGGCCCAAUUCCCUUCUGAGGGCACCCCCGAGCGUGUCCAGAUCCUUGACCAUCUCAAGCUGCUGCUCAGAUACGGCUCCAUCUCCGAAAACACUCUGUCGCCACAGGAGCAGCAGUGGCUCGCUGCCAUCGCCUCCACGGGCAAGCUGACCGACGAUCACUGGCAGCUCUUCCUUGUCCUUCCUCGCCCCGGAACCAUCUCGCCGUGGUCGUCCAAGGCCACCGACAUUGCCCGCACCUGCGGUCUCCAGAAUGAGGUCAAGCGCAUCGAGCGCGGCAUCGCCUUCUUUGUUCACGUCGAGGAUGGCCAGCACAUCUCCGACGCCGACGUCGCCAAGUUCUCUGACUUGAUUCACGACCGGAUGACUCAGGUUGUUCUGCGACACGUUCCCGACGAAACCCUCAUCUUCAGCAGCGGCCAGCCCAAGCUUUUGAACUCGGUCAACCUUCUGGCUGCUGUGGAGCAGAAGCAAUCCCCCCGAGACGUCCUGGUCAAGGCCAACAAGGACUGGGGCCUGGCUCUCGCCGAAGACGAAAUCGACUAUCUCGUUGACGCCUUCAUCAACCCCAAGGAGCCCGGCGAGAAGCCCCGCAACCCCACCGACAUUGAGCUCAUGAUGUUUGCCCAGGUCAACUCGGAGCACUGUCGCCACAAGAUCUUUGGCGCCUCCUGGACCAUCGACGGUACCGACCGCCCCAACUCGCUCUUCGGUAUGAUCAGAAACACCUACAAGCAGCACCCCGAGCACAUUCUCUCGGCUUACAGCGAUAACGCCGCUGUGCUCUCGGGCCCCACCGCCUCCCGCUUCGCCGCCGACCCCGAAAACAGCAACGUCUACUUCACCACCACCGAGCACAUCCACACCCUUGCCAAGGUCGAGACCCACAACCACCCGACCGCCGUCUCGCCCUUCCCUGGCGCCUCCACCGGCUCCGGUGGCGAGAUCCGUGACGAAGGAGCCGUUGGACAGGGCUCCAAACCCAAGGCGGGUCUCACGGGCUUUACCGUCUCCAACCUGAACAUCCCCGACUUUACACAGCCUUGGGAAACCAGCGUCAACCCCGGCAAGCCCGCCCAUGUGGCCUCGUCCCUCGAUAUCAUGAUCCAGGGCCCCCUCGGCGGCGCUGCCUUCAACAACGAGUUCGGCCGCCCCAAUCUCACUGGCUACUUCCGAACCUACCUCGAGCGCAUUCCGACCCAGGAGGGUUCGGAGCUCCGUGGCUACCACAAGCCCAUCAUGAUUGCCGGCGGCAUGGGCACCAUUCGUCCCAUGCACAUCUUCAAGAAGCCCAUCCAACCAGGAUGCCAUGUGAUUGUCCUCGGCGGCCCCUCAAUGCUUAUCGGUCUUGGUGGCGGCGCGGCCUCGUCCAUGGCCCAGGGCCAGAGUUCGGCCGAGCUUGAUUUUGCCUCGGUCCAGCGCGACAACCCGGAGAUGCAGCGCCGCUGCCAGCAAGUCAUCGACACCUGCAACUCGCUCGGAGACAAGACCCCGAUCAUUGCCAUCCACGACGUUGGUGCCGGCGGUCUGUCCAACGGCCUGCCCGAGCUGGUCCAUGACUCGGACCUUGGUGCCAUCUUCCAGCUUCGCGAUGUGCCGUGCGACGACCCGCGAAUGAGCCCCAUGGAGAUCUGGUGCAACGAGUCCCAGGAGCGAUACGUCCUGGCUGUCUCCCCGGCCGACCUCGAGCGGUUCUCCAGUAUUUGCAAGCGCGAGCGCUGCCCAUUUGCCGUCGUCGGUGUUGCUACCGCCGAGAAGCGCCUGAUUGUUCAGGACUCACUCUUCAAGAACACCCCAAUCGAUCUGCCCAUGUCGACGCUCUUCGGCAAGCCCCCCAAGAUGCAUCGCGUUGCCACGACCCUGCCCAAGGCUCUCCCGUCCUUUGCUCUGCCUGCCCAAGCCACCAUCGAGGAGGCGACGGCGCGUCUGCUCCAUCUUCCGACCGUCGCCUCAAAGUCGUUCCUCAUCACCAUCGGCGACCGCACGGUGACUGGCCUGGUUGCCCGCGAUCAAAUGGUUGGCCCCUGGCAGGUCCCCGUUGCCGACGUCUCGAUCAUUGCCUCUGGCUACGAGGGAUACACCGGCCAAGCCAUGGCCAUGGGCGAGCGCACUCCCUCUGCCCUUGUCAACGCUGCCGCCGCCGCCCGCAUGUCGAUUGCCGAAUCUCUGACCAACCUUGUUGCAGCCAAUGUCGAGGAUCUCGCAACCAUCCGCCUCAGUGCCAACUGGAUGUCGGCCGCCUCCCACCCGGGCGAAGGUUCGGCCCUUUACGAGGCCGUCGAGGCGGUUGGCCUCGAUCUCUGCCCCAAGCUCGGCAUCACCGUCCCUGUGGGAAAGGACUCCAUGUCCAUGAAGACCCAGUGGAGCGACCGCGGCGAGAAAAAAUCCGUCACGGCCCCGCUCAGUCUGAUCAUCACCGCCUACGGCCCCGUCCAUGAUGCCCGCCGUACGCUCACUCCCGAAUUGCGCACCAACGUGGGCCCCACCAGCCUCCUGUUCAUCGAUCUGGCCAACGGCAAGCAGCGCAUGGGCGGCAGCUGCCUCGCCCAGGUUUACAACCAGAUCGGUGCCGACACCCCCGAUGUCGAGUCGGCCGAGAGCCUCAAGGCUUUCUGGGAUGCGCUGCAGAAAGCCCGCUCCACCGGCGACAACAACGGACAGGGCCUGAUCCUGGCCUACCACGACCGCUCCGACGGAGGUCUCCUGACCACCCUCCUGGAGAUGGCCUUUGCUGCCCAUGUCGGCUUCAGCGCCGAUAUCUCGGCGAUCCAGUCCGGUGAUGCGGUCUCGGCCCUCUUCAACGAAGAGCUUGGCGCCGUGGUGCAGGUGCGCUCGAGCGAUGUGGCCAAGGUCAAGGCCGUCUUCCAUGGAUGCGGUUUCGACAUCAGCCACAUCCAUGACCUCGGUGAGGUCAACGCCUUUGGCAACGACGCCAUCCAGAUCCGAUCCAAGGGCGAAACCGUCCUGUCGGGCCACCGGGUGACGUAUCAGCGCAUGUGGAGUGCCACAUCCUACAAGAUGCAGGCCCUCCGGGAUCAUCCCGCCUGUGCCAAGGCCGAGUACGACGCCAUCCUGGACAAUCGCGAUCCUGGCAUCAACCCCGUUACCACCUUUUCUCCCAGCGACGACAUUGCCGCCCACAUCAUCGAAAAGACCCCUGUGGACAAGAAGCCUCGCGUCUGUGUUCUGCGCGAGCAGGGCGUCAACAGCUUUGGCGAGAUGGCCUGGGCCUUCCACAAGGCUGGCUUUGAAGUCGUGGAUGUCCACAUGACCGAGAUCUUGAACGGCUCUGUUGCGCUCGAUUCGUUUGUCGGCCUGGCCUGCCCCGGUGGCUUCAGUUAUGGCGACGUUCUUGGAGCCGGCGCUGGCUGGGCCAAGAGCAUCCUCCUCAACAAGCACGCUCGGGCCGAGUUUGUCAAGUUCUUCAACCGCAAAGAUACCUUCACCCUGGGCAUCUGCAACGGCUGUCAGAUGCUCAGCAAUCUCAAGGAGAUCAUCCCCGGUGCCCAGAACUGGCCAUCGUUCCUGCGCAACCGAAGCGAGCAGUUCGAGGCCCGCCAGUGCACCGUCGAGAUCGUCAACGGCAAGAGCGUGUUCUUUGCAGGUAUGGAGGGCACCCGCAUCCCCAUCGCCGUUGCCCACGGCGAAGGCCGCGCCGAGUUUGUGUCGGAUGAGAGUCUCGAGACUUCGGUCCAGGACGGCAACAUUGCCUGCCGAUUCGUCGACAACUACGGUGCCCCGGCCGGCGUCGAUCGCUACCCCUUCAACCCCAACGGCAGUCCCUUUGGUAUCACCGGCCUGACGAAUGACGAUGGCCGAGUGACCAUCAUGAUGCCUCACCCCGAGCGCGUGGUCCGAAGCAUCUCCAACACCUGGGGCGCCCAGCGCUUCGGCUGGGGCGAGGACGGUGCCUGGCUGAGGAUGUUCCGGAACGCCCGCGUCUGGGUCGAGCGCACCUCGCAGCAGUAGAUCCGGCGUUGUCAAGGUUGCCAAAGUGCGGCCACGCUGCAAAUCCUUGUACUGGCCACACCAAUUGCUCUCCCCCCACGUUCUCCCGGCGGAGCGUUGCCGUCCGUGGAUGCUCUGCGGUGUGCUGCCACCCGAGCGCUGAUGCAGAAGCGAGUC